UAAGUUAAGGUAAUAAGACAUUAAAUUAAAAAUUUAAUUUGGUUUGAACUUCUGGUUAUUUUAAUUAAAAUAUGACGAUUAGAUAUAAAGCAUAAAAGUUUAUUAGAUUAUAUAUCAAACCUGAAAUAUACUAAUUAAAAAUACAAAAGGGAUUUUGCAAAGUAAACAAUAUCAACUCUGGUGACACAUCAUACUCUCUGGUGGCACAUGGAUUCUUUACUCAAAUUAGGGUUUGAUAUGAAGAAGGUUGUUAUUAUGCAGGAAACUUAUGUUCUGGUACCAAAAACAUAUAUGAAUCAAGUAAUGAAUGAAGUAAAGAUUUUAAAAGAAACUCUACCCAAAGCUUUAAAUAGACGAUUUUUCAAAGAUUCCAAAAGUUUGGAUAAAGAAAAAGAAAAAGAGUUUAGCAAUGAAAGAAAACUGUUAGAGCAAGAGUUGGAGUUUAGCAAAGAGAGAAAAUUACUCGAACAAGAGUUUGACUUGUUAAAAAAGAGAUACGACUCUUUACUUAGUGAAGUUGAAAGAGAGAGACAGGAAAAUGCAGAUCUGCGAAAACAACUGUUUGAACUGAAAGAAAUAACUGAAGAACAGUCAACAUAUUGUGCAACACUUGGUGGAACAACAUGUGGAUUAUUAUGGAGAAUAUCUCAGAAUGAAGAUUCAAUACACAUGCUGCUUGGUGGAGAUAAUGCUGAUGAAUUCUUCCAGCUUGCUUGCCACACUCUUGAGAGCUAUGUAAAUGCUGUCCAUAGCAGUCCAUCUCGCGUUGUUGGUGCAAACAAUGAAUACCGUUUUGUCAUCUCAUUAAUGGGUGUAAUCACCAACAUAACUGCAUCAUCUUUUGGAAGAGAACUUCUUAGCUCAAAAGAUAGUGGCAAAGAAGUACUUAAUGCUAUAAACAGUGUUAUUUCUGAAUUUCCCUUUCAAGAAAUGAAAUGGAUGAAAAUGAGAAAUGUUGCUUUAAAGUGCAUGUAUAAUAUCAGUAUUAACCAGAAGGGAAUGAAGUUUCUUUGCAGCAUUAAAACAUUGUUACCUGAUCUUUCACAAGUUAUUCAUGAGGAUAAGUUUCCAGACAACAAGUUGCAUGCAUUAAGAUUAUUACAAUCAAUGGUUUGUGAACCUGACUGCGUUGAACUUUUACAUUCUGUUGUAGAGUUGUUAUCUAUUGAUAAGCUGAAAACUUUGUCACAGAAUUCAAAAGGAGAGGAAAGAUAUUUAUUCACAACUAACAUGUCAAUAACUAGUUCACAAUUCACAAGUUCUCUUAUACAGAAAUACUGGAAAAUGUUGCAAACAAAAAAAAUACUGGAAAAUGUUGCAAACAAAAAAAGUUUUAAAAUGUUCAUACCGUAUAUAAGUUACAGACCAAUAAAAUGUGGUUGUAUUAAAAGUUUUAUCUCUUCAAUUGUUCAAUAUAACACUUCAAAAUAUAUAACUACCAACAGGGCAACAAGACCUCAUCGCUUAUUUAUUCGACGGUUAUCUGUGGAGCCAGAAAAGGAGAAAAUUUGUUCUGCUUACUCCACCUGCGAAACGUAUGACCUUUCUGAAAUACGAAAACAUUUUAUAAAUAAAGUUUAUGCCUCUGAUUCAAAUACAGAAUACUCUUUAGCACAUCUACCAAAAGAUGCUAGUGAUGUUCUACAUGUAAAAGUUUUAACUAAUAACAAUGAAUUGGGGCAUGUUUUCAUAUUCAAACGACUUGGUUCAUUUGUUUGUUGGAAUGUUUCCAAAAGUGAGGUGUGGUUUUUGAAAAAGUUGUUGUCACAGUAUGAGAAGUCGCCAUUCAGUCUUAUUGAUACUCAUGAAGUGAACGAGGAAUUGAAUUUUUUCAUUACCAAUGGAGCUUCAUCAUUAACAGAUGGUGAUAUCUACCUUAGUAAUAAACUAAAUGAGGAAAAUCAAGCAUUAGAGAAAAUGGCAUUUUCAAAUGCCGUUGCAUUGUCAGUCAAACUAGAUGCCUGGGAGAUAGCUUUGGAUAAAUUUUCAGGAUCAUUACGCUACAUACCUGAGCAAUUGAAAAACAAUAAAAAGAUAGAUAUUUCUCGUGAUGAAAUAAUGAAAAAAAUUGGAGAACUUUUGUCAUUAAGACAUCAAAUAAAUCUUUACUCUGAUACUCUUGCAACACCAGACUUUUAUUGGAAUCAUGAGGAGUUAGAAAGAUUAUAUUCAAAGACAUGUGCAUAUCUGGAAAUAUCAAAACGAACCAAGGUAAUGAACUCUAAAAUGGAUUUAUGCUCUGAACUUGUUCAAAUGUUAAGAUGUCAUCUAAACGAUGAACAUUCACAUAGACUAGAAUGGAUGAUUAUUAUUCUUAUCGUUUUUGAGGUUAUAUUUGAGAUACUGCAUCUUGUUACACGAUGGAGCGAGAAGUGAUUUUAUAGAAGCAAUUCUUUAUGCAUCAUUUUUUACUGUUUUUCUAUGUGAUGUUAUUUUUUUUAAUAAAUUUUUGAAAAAAUUUUUCUUGUAAA
Molecule: messenger RNA, 2471 nt
Organism: Hydra vulgaris (swiftwater hydra)
Lineage: Eukaryota; Metazoa; Cnidaria; Hydrozoa; Anthoathecata; Hydridae
Product: required for meiotic nuclear division protein 1 homolog
Biological process (GO): positive regulation of mitochondrial translation
Source: RefSeq, a predicted model, not a curated record